Boleophthalmus pectinirostris (great blue-spotted mudskipper) is the source of this 1989-nucleotide messenger RNA. RefSeq names its product perilipin-2-like. Gene Ontology annotation, biological process: positive regulation of triglyceride storage; lipid storage. Gene Ontology annotation, cellular component: cytosol; lipid droplet. The coding region runs from base 166 to 1131 and encodes 321 amino acids. The transcript is spliced from 6 exons. Lineage: Eukaryota; Metazoa; Chordata; Actinopteri; Gobiiformes; Gobiidae. The record is from RefSeq and is a predicted model, not a curated record.
GUCAAAUUGGCUGUGGCACAUGUUUGUUAAGUGACUGGUGCAUUUAUCAGUGUUGCACGUGCGGGCGACUUGCUUCAUUAUCUUGAGUGGCCUGAAGCUGUGAUCCUGUGAUCCAGAUUUGAGGGGUUAUAUUUCUAUUUGUUGAUUUGAUAUUAUGCGGAGAGAAUGCCUCUGAACAACAACCAGAAAAUGAUUCAAGGGGUGGACAGUGCUGCUGCCAGGAUGGCCAGGCUUCCUGUUGUGCGCUCUGCUUGGUCCAAACUGUCUGUCCUUUACACCAAUACAAAAUGCUCCCGUCCCGACCUGAGGUAUAUUUGUGAUGCUCUGGAGGACCGUGCAGUAAAUUUAUGCACAAGGGCCACGCACACCAUCUCUCCUGUCAUAGUCAUACUGGAGCCUCAAAUAUCCAUGGCGAAUGACAUUGCAAGCAGAAGUCUGGAUUGGUUGGAGUCUGCUUUCCCAUUGCUUCAGGCACCAACAGAAGAGAUUGUUGCCGCUGCCAAAGAUAAAAUGCAUGAAGCCAAAGAAAUGCUGAGUGUCAUUGCCACAGGGACCAAAGGCCGCAUACAACACACAGUGGAGCAGGCUAUGAACACAGUGCUGCACACAGACGGUCAUUCAAGUCCAUUCAUAGAGAGAGCUGUGACUGUGGCAGGUGCAGGACUGGACCAUGCACUCAACUUAUCUGAAGCUCUGGUGGAUUGUAUGGUGCCCUCUGCUGGUGAAGAACCAGAGGACUCAGUGGAGAGGUUGGAUGCCACCCCUCGUAGGACUUACCCUGAGAGACUGCAGUAUGUCAGCACCAAGUUAUAUAAAGGAUCUUACAAGGCCAUAGAGACACUGUCUCCCAGCUGGGCUCGGGGCCUUCCAAAGUGUCUGUCAUCUUUCAUAUCCAGACUCCCCCUGUACCUCCAGAAUCAGACCGCGACCCUGAUCUUGUUCAUGUUACAGAUGUACACCUUAAGUUGUCCUUCACCUCAACAAACGGAUACUGAAAACAGCCCCUCGACCCUUUCUACUGGGGUCUCACCCUCUCGCAAAGAUUGGCUCACAGUGGUUAAGUGGCAGGAGAGUCCCACCUGGAGAGUAAGGCUGCGCACAUCUACUGACUGUGACUGCAAGGAGCUGUGAAACACCAACAUUGUUUAUGUAAUGAUAUGAUCACCUUUAUUAUGAAACUUGAAGCUUUGUGUUGGACGACACACUGGGCAAUAAAAACACAUUGUGGAUGAAUUUAAAUUUAACACUGGUGUGAGUAAUUGGACUUAACUUUAUCUUUAAAAAAUUGUAAAAUUAUACAUCUUAAUAUACUUAUUUUAAACAAGAUUAAUAAUUGUCAACUGCUAAAAUAAAAAUUCACUCACUAAUGAUAUUCUCACACACUGAAUAUGGUCAUUAGUUGGUCAAUGACAAACCUGGCUACAUUAAAACUUAAAUUUUUUUAAGUUAUUUAAGAAGAAACCUUGUUUUCAUCAUUGCCUGAUAUUUCAGAAAUAUAUUUAAGGUUUGAUUUAAAAAAACAAAACAAAAAAACCCCUGCCCUCUGUCACAGGUGCUGUCAAAGGCACAGAGCAUCCCAGCUGCUCAGUCUCACAUUAAACACUUAACCUGAAACAGUGACUCAAGUGGAAACAGGUCUGUGAUCACUGAACCUUAAGGUUUAAACAAAAAAAAAAUGUAAUGUGCUUCCUUUUUGUACAGUACCAAAUCUAAUCUUGUCCUGUCAGGGACUUCAGAUGCAAAGGCUUUGAGCCAAUUCUGGCAUUUUCUUUAAUAGGCAUUAUGCCUUUAAAAUAUAUACAAAUAUUAGAAUUUAUCAUUUCAAUAAUGAUAAAUAUAAUAUUGCAAUAUGUGAGCUACUGUUUCCAAAUAAUUUCCCUUGUGGAUCAAUAAAGUGUCAAAGUCUAAUGUCUUUUUAGGGCUAUUUAAUAUUGAACCCUCACAUGUAGCUCACAUUUGGUCCAGUGAAAACUAAAAUUUUGAUCUAGA